This is a messenger RNA of Penicillium bovifimosum, 618 nucleotides long. RefSeq names its product tyrosine protein phosphatase LTP1 (gene ltpA). Gene Ontology annotation, cellular component: cytoplasm. Bases 1 to 618 code for a protein of 205 amino acids. NCBI's taxonomy places the organism in Eukaryota, Fungi, Ascomycota, Eurotiomycetes, Eurotiales, Aspergillaceae. Gene Ontology annotation, biological process: protein dephosphorylation. The transcript is spliced from 2 exons. Gene Ontology annotation, molecular function: acid phosphatase activity; non-membrane spanning protein tyrosine phosphatase activity. The record is from RefSeq and is a predicted model, not a curated record.
AUGGCUUCCAACUCAAAUGGACGCCCGAUCAGCGUUCUAUUCGUCUGCUUGGGAAAUAUCUGUCGCUCCCCAAUGGCCGAAGGAGUCUUCCGUAACAUCGCCGCCGGAAACCCCUCUAUCGGUGAGAUUGACUCCGCCGGCACCGCCGCCUACCACAGCCUCGAGCCACCUGACUCCCGCACCAUGUCUACUCUGCGCCGUCACAAGAUCGUCAACUAUGACCAUGCUGCCCGCAGAGUGACUAGAGAGGACUUCCUCACUUUCGACUACGUACUCGCGAUGGACAAGGCGAAUCUCCGCGAUUUACUGGACGCGCGCGAAUCGGUUAUUGCGACAUUGCAGAGAAAGACCGAUGCCCGACCCAGCUCUAAGAGUACGCGGUCGCAUGUAGAUGCUGCUAUCGGUGCCUACGGUGCGGACGCGAAGGUUGCAGACGUGCGAUUGUUCGGUGAUUUUGGCAAGGGCGGAAAGUUGCAUGACCGUGUCGGUGGUGGUGAGGUGGUAAAGGACCCGUACUAUGGGGGUGAUAAUGGGUUCGAGGAGGUUUAUCAACAGGUGGUGAGGUUCUCACAGGGCUUCCUGGACUACUUGGAGCAAAAGCCCAGGGCUUCCGAAUAA